AUGGAGGGCGACUGGGGAGACUUCCAAUCAGGAGCCAGCGGUUUCCUCUCAGCGCAAAACGCGCCGUCAUCUGCGGCGGCACCGGCGCAGGCUGAGGGGUCCAAAGCGCCGCUAGAUCCGGAGCUCUCGGCGAGCGGCGCGGGGUCUAAGCAUUCGUCAGACGCGGAUUUGGCAGCGAGCGGAAAGUCUGCCGCGGAAAGUAGCGACUCGUUUUGGGGGGAGGGGGAGAGCGGGGGCGGCGCGGAUGCGGGAAUGGACUUCUGGGGGGAGGUGCAGGCGUUAGGGGGAAGCGGGGAAGCGCAGGCGUUAGGGGGUACUGCGGAAGCGCAGGCGACAGAUGGGGGAAGCGGGAAUGACCAUAUGGGGCAAAUGGCGCGGGGGGCGGAGACUCCGCUUUCUCCGGCUCCCGCAUCCACCGUUGACGGCGGUGGAGUUGCGCCGGCGGCAGCGGCUGCUGUAGCUGCCCCGCUAGCGGCACCGAUGGUGGCACCAGUGGCGGCGUCCGCGGGAAGCGGAUUAGGGUUAGAUCAUCCUGGGUUACCUGGGCUUCAGAGUGGGCCUUCUAGAGUUCAAACUAUCGCCAGCGCUGGUUACCACUCGUCGCCAAUGACUGCAGGCGGUUCGCAUGGACCCAGAUCUCCCACGAAAGCUGAUCCGCACCUUGCGUCGGAUCCUCAUUAUAAGCAUGAUUCGACACAGCGACCAGGCGCGCAUCAUCCGAGCGGGUUUUCCGCUCACAUGAUGUCUUACUCGCACUCAUCCCCGCUCCGCCCCUCCGCGCCCCACGCGCUCGACGCGCACCAGCGGAAAUCCCCCACCCCCCCGCCGCCCGCCGGUGCUGCGCAUCCGCCCUUCCGCGGACCAGCGCCAGCGCCUGGGUCUGCGCACUCCCCGCUCUCCGUGCGCGGCCCUCUCUCCGCCCCUCCCGUCUCUCACCCACAAUCACACCCCCCCACCUCACACCCGCUACAAUCACACCCGCCGUUUCUUCCCCCUCCUCCGCACUCCCCCCCGUCUCGCUCCUUACCCUCCCAUCCCCCUCCCUCUCACCCUCCCCCAUCGCUUCCCCACCCCCUAUCCCACCCGCCACAGUCACACCCGCCAUCGUCACACCCGCCACAGUUACACCCGCCUCUAUCGCGCCCCACUCACCCCCCGCCCGGGUACAGACCUCCCCCACAAGGCCCCCCCGGAACUGCCAAGCCGGCCAGCGGGGCAACCGGGGGAGCAGCAGGGGGGGCAGCGGGGGGGGCAGCAGCGGGGGGAAGGGGAGGGGUGGGUGCAGCGGGAGGGGCGUUAAUGUCAGGCUCAGGCGCUCCUUCUGCUGCCAACACCACUGCUACCACCACCACCACCACCACCACCAAUACCACCACCACCACCACCACUACUAGCAGCAGCACCACCACCACCGCCAUUGGUGCCGCUAACAUCAGCACCGCUAGCAGCAGCAGCAGCAGCAGCAGUGCGUUUGCAGCGCGCUCAUCCCCGCCGGUCAGCUUUCGCCGCAUGUCCAGCCUUGACGUCAAGACCUCUUUGGAUGGCCUCGCUGUGCUCGCUCGGCAGGGCUCCUGGCGGGCCAUAGUGGAUAAGGUGGUGGAGGGUUACAAGCUCGCAGGGCUGGCGCAGCAGCUGGCGUUACGCGGUUACCACGUGCUGGCGCUGAUGAAGCUGCGCAUGUAUGGGGCAGCAGCAGAGGAGCUCACACUGUUAGGGAACCUUGACUCACCGCAGUACCGAUACGAGGCACACCCGGGCAUGUAUCCUGGGAGGAAAGGCUCCAUGCUGCCCUUCGCCCUGCGCUGGCUCGCAGCAGAGCUGCCCCACCGCAUGGGCAACCCCGCACUCACCUUGGAACGACUGUGUGCUCUGCAGGCGUACUGCACAGCUAAGGCACACUGCACAGCUAAGGUGGGUGCAGUGCGGCGGCAGGCAGUGCGGCACGCGCUCGUAUCCCACCACCUGGCGCAGCGAGACUACCCCACUGCACUCCUCUGGCUGCAGCGCCUCCUGCGCUACGAGCCGAGCAACGCCGCCCUGCUCUCGCGGUACGGCCUCGUUCGGCUGCAGCUGGGGGACGUGGAGGGUGCGAGCGCUGCGUUCGGAUUGGUGGAGAAAAUGGUGGUGCAUCGCGAGGUGGAGAUGGAGAGUGAGGGGGGGGGGUGGGGGAGGAGGGGGGGGAGGGGGCGGGGGAGGGGGAGGGAGGAGGGGAGGCAACAGGAGAUGCGAGUAACACAGCAGGAGCCGGAGCGGGAGCAGGAGGGGCAGGAGCAGGAGCAACAGGAGCAGGAGCAACGGGAGCAGGAGGGAGCGAUGGGGGCGCUGCAGCUGUUCUCUGCGGUCACUAAAGAGGAUCCCACCAACUCCAUUGCUGCAAAUAACAAGGCCCUCUGCCUGAUGUACGGCCGAGAUCUCGCGACGGCGGUGCGGGUGCUGGAGGACCAAUUGCAGGCGAGCCCGCUGACAGCUGUCGACGAGACAGUGGUGCUCAACCUGUGCUCCAUGUACGAGCUGGCGGCGUCUGAUACGCUCAAUGCCAAGAGCACGCUCAGCAACUGGCUCACUCGUUUGGCUCCUGACGACUUUGACUUUGCCUGCACUCGGCUGUAG
Closterium sp. NIES-65 is the source of this 2610-nucleotide messenger RNA. NCBI's taxonomy places the organism in Eukaryota, Viridiplantae, Streptophyta, Zygnematophyceae, Desmidiales, Closteriaceae. The record is from the annotation of a GenBank genome assembly.